CAGUUCCAUUGAAAAUAGUGCCAAAGGUGUGUGGUCAUUGGCCGUGCAGUCUACCCCCACGUAAGUGCGCAAGCUAUAUAGAAGACCCCGCGAGGAAUUUCAUCUUCAGAACUGAGAGUCAGUGUCAAGGAAAUCUACCUGGAAGUAACGAAAAUGCAUUACAAUCAGUACGUGUCGCUAUGCUUGGUGGCGCUUGUCCUGGGACAAGCAGCAACACUGCCACAGCAUCCCCAGUAUCAUCCGCAACAGUACCAACAACAGGUCAGGGACGAGAGGAAAUUUGCUGAGAAACCGAACGCGAUGAAGAAGGUUGCCCUUGAUGACCUAGACGAUAUCAGCACCAAUCAGAUUCAAGAAGGUGGCAGUACCGGGUUCUCGUGGUCGAACAUGUUGAGUAUGCUGAUGCAGAUGUUGUUGGGACAAACUGGCGGUGUAGCCGGACCGAGUAAGAACGAGAUCGACGAUGGUGCACCAGCUAGCCCUUGGGCGAAUUUGCUUUCGGUAGGCCUCAGGGUACUGACAGCUCUGCUAGGAGGUCCUCAACAACCCGUUGACGGUAUCGACAAGGUUGACAAUCAGAGCAGUCCCAUGCAGGGCAUUUUGACUGCGGUGCUGGGUGCGUUUCUAGGACAGGGCAGAGACCCCGAUCAGGUUGCUGUCAUGGCUAAAAACGCUUCCGAGUUCAUUAGCAUAGUGAUCAACCUGUUGGACGCAUUGAAGACUUCGUUCUCUCAUCGUUCAUUGACGGCCAGAUCUAUGGGAAGACGAGAUACCGUUUCAGAAGCUGCCGUCGCAUCCAUUUCCAUGCUGAAGGGUUACAUGAGGUCGGUGAAAUCCUUUAACAAUGUUGGUCGCGCCGAAGACGAGGGUCAGAGAGGAUGCGCCGAAAGAGCGCUCUGCGAGGCAAGUGCCGAGUGUGUUGCAGAUGCUCAGGGCACAUCGUCCAUCUUCUGUCAGCUUGGAUCAUACGCGACGAGCUAUUUACUGCAGAGGCAGAGCGGAGUAGGUUUCGAGGCACUCUACGAGGCAGGUCGACGUGGACGUACCGGAGAGGAUUGCAGAACUCUGUUCGUGGAUUGUAACGCCGUAUGAAGAAGCGGUUUCGUCUCGAUCCAUUCAAGUACGAUUUAGACGCUCAGGGACACCAUCGACCCCGGAUUUCCAUCCGCAUUUUUCAACAUCGAAAAUCCGGGAAACUAGCUUCAAAUUCCAUUCCUUUCGAUCGCUUUCGAGUGCUUUCUUCUGUCCCGAGGUUUAGAUCGCACUUGAAAUGGUGGAUAAAAUAGCUUUAGACGCGACGUGGAAUAUGCGCAAGAAGCGUGCCGAGACCAAAACCAGAAACUUAACUCUCUUCUCGCUUAGUACCUAAUCGGUCUUUCAUUAACGUCAAAAUUAUUUAAUCAAUUAAUUACAACUGAUACACUAACGGUCACGUGUAGAUACGUGUACUUAGACAUACAACAAACUAGCAACGCUAAAAGGUCAUUCACACUGGUCCUAUAUGUAAAGUAACAAGUGCCAGUGUGAAUAUCUUUAUAGUGAUUGUAUAGUAAUUCAUUAAUCAAUUAACUACGCUACCAUGAUUUGAUCAAUGAUGCAAUGAAUUAUAGGAAGAACUCUUGGUGUCCCUGGAAACUACGCAUCUUUUCCGUGAACACCGAGAGUUCAUUAACGUAGAUUCUACAUUUCUGAGUACACUAAUGCAGAUUUUACGUUGUAAUAAGUUCUAAGAGAAAGAGAGUUAGGUAGAAAGGAGAAAAGUGCAUGCAGUGGGAGAGAAACACUUAACGUAGAAAUAGACUGAACGAGAAUCCAGGUCUGAACGAACUGUGAACCGUUCGUCUAGGUCUCUCAACGACAAUCACGAUAUUUAUUUCUAUUUAUUUGAAUGUAUUAAAUCUAGUAGAGUUAGCGUAUACCCUCGAGGACUGGAUCAGUUACGAUGGAAAAUAGGACAUAGCUUUUAUGAAGAAAAAAGAAAAAAA
Messenger RNA from Osmia lignaria (orchard mason bee), 1985 nucleotides. RefSeq lists its product as uncharacterized. The record is from RefSeq and is a predicted model, not a curated record. NCBI's taxonomy places the organism in Eukaryota, Metazoa, Arthropoda, Insecta, Hymenoptera, Megachilidae.